Messenger RNA from Myodes glareolus (Bank vole), 1323 nucleotides. NCBI's taxonomy places the organism in Eukaryota, Metazoa, Chordata, Mammalia, Rodentia, Cricetidae. The record is from RefSeq and is a predicted model, not a curated record.
AUGGUGCAGACCGCGUUUCUGUUCCACUCCACAUUCAAGGUAGAAAUACUGCAAGUGUUCGCACAGAAGACUGCAGAAACCUGGACAGCACCUCGCUGUUGCAGUCCCUCACUGCGGGGCAUACAGCCCUGUGGCCCCUGUGCAGUUUCCUGCCGCGUUGUCAAGGCAACAGCUGGCCGUAUCAGCGCCCAGCAAAAUGUCAAUGACGCCUCACAUGUGUGCGUCACUCUUGGAGGCGGGCAGUCACCUCAGGACCCCUACACAGGAAACUAUGCCACUUACCUCAGCCCAGGCUAUGGGAAAGCCUUCAGGCAUGGGUAUCAGCUCAGUCAGCAUCAGAGAAUUCACACUGGCGAGAAGCCCUGUGGGGAGUGUAAAGAUUGCAAGAAAGCCUUCCGCUGCUGCAAUCCGCUUGCUCAGCACCAGAAAAUUAACACCGGGAAGAAGCCUUAUGAUUGUAACAGCUGCGGAAAGGCCUCUUGCUGGGGUUCGAGCCUUUUUGUUCAUAGAAUUCACACUGGGGAGAAACCAUGCUUACGUAAAGACUGUGGGGAAACCUUUAGGUGUGGCGACGAACUCACUCGGCAUCAGCAGUUUCAUACUGGGGAGAAAAGCUAUGAGUAUAAAGACUGUGGGAAGACUUUCAGGCUCUAUAAACUUGUGCAGCACAAGGGAAUUCACUGUGGGGAUAAGCCCUAUGAGAGGAAGGACGGUGGGAAGGCCUUUAUUUGCGAUUCCAGCCUCAUUCAGCCUGAGAGAAUCCACACAGGUGAAAAACCCUUUGAAUGCCAAGAGUGUGGGAAGUCCUUUACUAGAGUCGCUUACCUCACUCAGCACCAGAAGCUUCACACUGGCGAGAAACCACAUGAGUGUAAGGAAUGUAGGAGGGCCUUUCGCUGGCUUUCAAGCCUUGUUAACCAUGAAAGAAUUCAUUCAAGUGAGAAACCCUAUAAAUGUACAGAAUGUGGGAAGGCCUUUAUAGAUGGAUCAGGCCUUCUUAAACAUGAGCAAAUUCACACUGGUGACCCCUAUAAAUUUAAGGAAUGUGGGAAGAACAUUAUAUAUGGAUCAAGACUUCUUAAACAUGAAUGAAUUCACACAGGAGAGAAACCCCACAAAUGUAAGGAAUGUGUGAAGACCUUUAGUCAUGCCCAUCAGCUUAGACAGCAUGAGAAAACGCACAUGGCAAAAUCGUGUCAGGAGUGUGGAAAGAUUCACAGUAAUAUAAAGAGAACAUCAGAAGACUCAUGCACAUUGAAAACAUUGACUACAAAGAGCAUACCAAGGCCUCUGUCCUACAUUCAUUCUUUCCUUGGUGAUUAA